CUAAGAAAAUUAGUAUCUUCCUUUCCACAAGGCUAGAGAGAUUUCUCAUAACUAGAUUCUACCUGGCCUCUGCAUAUUUUUGGCUGUUGUAAUUUAGAUCACUCAAAUGAUUGACUUCAAAUGACCCAAAUCUUCAGAGAGGAAAAGGUUAUCACUUUGCUUAGCAACCAUCCGUGCAUUUUGGUGUGGCAAGUUAAUCAUGAAUAUAGCCUGGUUCCUGAUACGCUGGCUCAACUUAAAAGGGCAGAUAACAGAAACCGCAGGCAUAAUCUCAGGAGAGAAAGAUCUGCAGUAUUUGUUCUUCCUGGCCUGGGCUUUGUUGAUGCUGAAGCUUUUCCCGUGUUUUUCCCACAGUUAUUUUAGUCCGAGCACAAUAGCCGUGUAUCGCAGCAACUGGCGCGUCACAGGCCGGGUCCUUCCGGAGCCGAUAACAGCGCUCACACCCCAGCAGCUAAUGGACAGCUGGGCAAAUGCCAGCGAAAAAUCUGACAGAGAGGCCAAAAUCUGAGAGUAAAAACCCCAUAACUUCAUGUAUUUGAUAUAUAUGAGCAUGUGUGAAUAUGUAUUUUUUUCUUACUUUACAUUGCAGAGUCCAUGUUUUCCUGAAACAGCUGAGGUGACUUCAAAGGGUUAUGCCCCCUGAAGUAAUCAUGGUUCUGUGCUAACAUUUCAUUCUACAUUAUGCCUUGCAGUGUUUCAUGUCUCAUUUUUACAGUGAUCUUUUCAAUUUUUGUACACUUCAGUAAUUUACAUUUCUGUUUCAUACUUGUUGGUUUUUUUCCAUUUUAGUGAAGUCCUAAGCACAUUUAUUUCCAGCAUCAAAGACAAGCUUCAAGAGGUAAGCUACUUCAAAUUCAGAAUGUAAAAUAAUGAAGAGUUAGAAAUACUACAGACUAUUCAGUAUUCACUUUCUCUCCUUUGCUAUGCUGAUAUCUAAAAUAUUACAUUCUGUGUCUUAAGCACUCAAAUACUUUAAACCAACAACUGUAAGGGUUUUUUUGCAUAUACCAUUGCCUUUGUGUCCUUAGAGUCAAGGUCUUUAGGGACUUGCCUCAGAGCCAGUAGUGGAAUUUCUCUGGGUCUCUAGAGCAAAACAAGCUUAGUGGCAGCCUGCAAAUAUCAGUUGUUUUCCCUUCUGCCUGAAGAAAGCAGUCUACUCUCAGGAUUAGUCAUUGUGGUCUGAAGGUGAAGGUCUCUGACCCAACACUUCUAAAAUUCAUUUUAUUAGUUAUUAUUAAUCCUAUUUUACAGAUCAGUGUCUCUUUUUUGAAAUAUGUUCAGAUUUCAUGAGCCUUUUGAGCCAUCCCAGAUCUUCUUUGGGGUUGCAACUAACAGCUGCACAAAUUGUUUCAAGUGACAGAUAAACAACCAUUUUCAGGCUGUUCCAUUUCAUGAGUUGCAGUCAUUGUUCUGUGGCAUCUGGGGAUGUGAUUUUGCAAACAAAGAAAAGGCAAUGUUUUAAUUUCCCCAUUUACCUUUGUUUUUACAGCUGCCAGUGCGCUUCGAGAAGUUUGAAGAAAUGCUUGAUUCCAAACUCAAAUCCAGUUUGGUUGGCCUAGAAACCCUUUUCAAGACAUUGGAAGAUGCUCUUCAAAGUCACUGCAGCUUGGUGCUGAAAGCUUUGACAGAAAAAAGCCAAAUGGAGCAGGCACUGCUGGAGAUGGAGAGGAGACUUGCAGCCAAAGAUGCUGAGAUUUUGGAUAUGAAAUCCAGUAUGCAGCUGCUGAAGGAAGGUCUGGAGUCCCUGCCAGCCCAGCUGAAUGACCAGUUCCUGAAAUCGUGUAAAGAACUUGGCUUCCUGACGCCGUGUAAUGCCUCAGCUGGGCAGCACACGCUUGUGUCUGGUGCCAGCCUGGCCCCUCACACGACAGAUAAAUCUUCCCAGACCUCCCCUGGGCCGUGCCAGUACUGUGUCCUGAGUGAGAAGCACCUGCACAAGCCAUGCUGCCCAGGCAGGGGAGUUUGCAGCUGUUCAGGCUGGUCUUAUUUCCCCUGUGUGACAGUGGGACAGCAACACAGAGCCUCCCCUGGAGGGAACCAGCUCACUGGAAAUGGCACAUCUAAGGGUGACCUAAACCCAGCCUCAGAGGACAAAGCCAGCCCCAUUGCUACAGCAGCCUGUGGCACAGCAAACACCUUUUUGCAGGAGGUGAAAUGCAGCUUGGAGACACAGAGCUGUGCUGCCCAUCCUUGCAUGUGCUGGGCUGGCAGUCACUUUUUGGGGAGUAGUCAGAAGAAACAGUGUCCUGUACUACUGGAAGGGCCUCUACGAACCCCCCUGAGGAAGGUGUUCAGGAGAGGCACUCAGGGGUUUAAACCCCUGACACCAUCACAGCAGCAGCAGCCUCAAGUUUGCCACCAUUCUACACAGAAAGCUACACCUGGGCAAAGACACAGCAACUGGCCCACAAACCAUGAGGUGGAGAAGGCAGCUGUAGGGAACAAAACAAAACUGAGUCCAGGAAGGAUGUCCUGGAAAAGAGCAAUAAGGAGAAAGACAACACACUCCACCAAGAGGAAAGGUGAACGCUCUGGAUGUGCUGACAGUGGGCUGAAGCAGAGGAAGGCAACUGGGAUUAUUGACUUUGAAAGCUCCAGAAAAAAUACCCCUCACAGCUACUUGGUUGAUCUCAAUUCAGAAAACUCUGACCUGGUUUUUGCAGCUCCCCAUCAGCAGAUCCUCAGCAGUCCUAAGAUGGGGUUUACAAAGAAUUUCACACCAGUGCCACACUCUGAUAAAAGCUUGCAACAACCUGAAGGCAAAAGAAAGAGAAGUCCUGAAAUUAAAAAAACAAUGAAUGUUUCCAGUGUACAAAGGUAUCUCCUGGAUUCCUCUCCCGAGGAGAAUGUACUCUCCCUGUGUAGCACAACAGGUGUAAAGCAAAUGAGCUACUUCAGCCGCCAAAGUCCCUCAAGCUCCAAGAAACCACACCCUGUCAAUCCACAGGCACAGCAGAAAACAGCCUGUUGCUCUUUACUGUUAGAUAGUGAUUCUUCUGAUUGAAGGGGUUUGUUUCAUGCUCAGAGCCCUUAGUGCAGAAUGACCAUUUCAGCUGCAGUUUAUUCCUCUAGGUGUGUUACUGGCAUAGUCAGAGGCAAGACUCAGGCCUGCAUGGUUGAAAGUGCUAUUGCCCAGUUGGAGAUAUUGUAAGGGACUAAGCAGGGCUCUCCCCUGGCUUGGAAAGCUGAAGGGAUCUGUGCUGCUUUACUUCCCUGCUCCCAGCAGAAAUGCCAUGGGCUUGAGUUACACAUUUACACAGCAGUGAAGUACCUGACAUUCCCAGGGAGGAGAGGGCAGGCAGAGCAGACUGUCAGCUCAGUCAGAUUUGGCACCGAGGUCUACUGGAAGCUCCUCAGCUAGAUUGAUACAAUGCUAUCUCUGUGGCCCGAGGCUUCACUCUGUUUCUCACUCCUAGUAUCUCUGUUGGUUUGCUAUGUAAAAGUUCAGGUUUUUAGUAGAGUAGUAUUGUUCUGGUUGAUUUCAAUCAGGUUCAGAUUUGUCUCAGGAGUUGUUUGUGAAUGUUUGGCAGGAAGAGGUUUAACUGAGGAAAACCAAACCCCAGCAUCUCAGGUUUGUCCAGUACUGUAUCUCUUCUCCUUACAGGCUGAAAUUCCUCAGUUUCAGAGAUUCCAGGAAGUUAUUUUGUUUCUACUUCAUUUGUCUUUUGUAUCUCUUGGCUGAUUAAAGAAUUCUCCAACAUACCCUUUUCAAGGCCAGUGGUUCUCAGAAACCAAAGAUACAACAGGCAGAUCCAGCAGAUGAGAUGUCUGGACAGUCCCAGUUCCCACAGAGCAACUCUCUUCAGGGUGCCCAGCUGGGACUGUGGGCAGCUCCCACUGCUUUGGGCAUUGGUGUCACGUUUGAUUUUUGAUCUGAAAUGUUACCAGCAAAAGAAACAUUUUGGUGUUGACAAAACCAGAAUGCCACAAAUUCAAAUUAUCCAGCUAUGCCAUGGAAAAUGGCUGUGAUCCCUUUCUUCUGGCUUUAAUAAACUCAUCUUCACCAGAGCCCAGUGUCUCUAUGUUGGGUUGGGUGUU
Messenger RNA from Zonotrichia albicollis (white-throated sparrow), 4038 nucleotides. NCBI's taxonomy places the organism in Eukaryota, Metazoa, Chordata, Aves, Passeriformes, Passerellidae. The record is from RefSeq and is a predicted model, not a curated record.